GAACGAGGCCAUACACAAAAUUGAAAAGCACUAUUUUGCUGUUUUUAUCAAUUUCUCCUUUACGGUGAUCUUUUAUAGAGUCCUUACAUAGGUUGUUAGACUAUAAUGUUGCAAUCCUGGAUACUAGGGACGGUAGCAGUCAUCUGUUUUCUUCAUGCAGCUGAUGGCCAUGAAAAACUAUCUAUUGGAAUAAAAUGUGACCCCAAUUCUAACUUUACAGACAUACAUGGAGAUACACAUGUUCAUCUGUGUAACACAUGUAUGUUUCCUAAUGACUGCAUCCUUAACAACACAUGUAGAAAACCUAGCACAGGUGCAAUGUGUGAACGUUGUCUAGAGAAACAUGAAGUCACCCUCGAUGAAUAUGGAGAUCCACUUGAACAUAAUGGGUUCCACCGUGUUGGUAGCAGGUGUAUUGAGUGUAUGAUGAUUCCUUGGGGAGCAAUAGGAUUGGGAACUCUGCUUGUAAUAGUUCUUAUACCUUCUGUCUGCAAAGGCUUCACAACAUCCAUUGGUAUCAAGGUUCGACUUCUUGUGCACUACCUGCAGCUUCUGGCUCUAUCUUUGUCACUACG
Messenger RNA from Owenia fusiformis, 575 nucleotides. The record is from the annotation of a GenBank genome assembly. Lineage: Eukaryota; Metazoa; Annelida; Polychaeta; Sabellida; Oweniidae.